AUGUCUGCGCCUAACGUAUUCGAAGAUCUCAGUGGAAUCUCAACCUCGUCCUUCAGCAACCCAUAUCAGGCACUGAUAGCAGCCUGCGAAGAUGAUCCAGCCCAGAUUCAAACGAAGUAUGCUCUUCAUCGAGCAACGAGAAACUCUCAACAAAAAGCCAAGAUGCUCGAUGAGGAUUUCCCGGGAGUCAACAUCGACCCUAUCUUACUCAGGUUGAGCGACGCAACAGUUGAACCUGGCUACGCAGAUCCAAGACAUUGCCUCGUUCUCUGGGGCCGGCCCACCACGAAGAUCAAAGACCUCAUUCAACGAGUCCAGCAGGAGCUGUUGGUUGUUGCGCCAAACCUAUGGCUGAUGCCUCGGGACUGCCAGCACAUCACUGCAUUGGAAGUCACACAUUCCAAGAAAGCAGAGGAGAUUCAGAAGCUAGUUGAUCAGAUGCGUGACAAGGUGCCUAGGAUUACCGACUACACCUUUGAGCAUCGUGUACGGCUCAUCAAACCAACGAUUGGCUACGACGCUUCAGCUCUUGCCUUGAGCUUCGUACCUGCCGCUGGCGAAGGGCUACAUUCGGGACGAUCCUUGGAAGAUGAUAAGUUCACGUACCACCACCUUCGUCGAGACCUCUACGAUCUCUGCGAAGACACUGGCGUCACAGUUGACUCGAGAUACGUUGUGCCUUCAAGCCAUCUAACGAUCGGGCGGUUUAUUACGGCCAAGGAUCUCGCCGAUGACCAGGGCGCACCUGACCCUGCAAAGAUGAGCACGUUCAUUAAGAAGAUCGAAGAGAUCAACAGCUGGCUUGAGAAGGAGUUCUGGCCAGAGCACAACAAUGGAACGAUCCCUGAUGGCGGCGAGUUCAAUCUCGGCAUGGAGACAGGAUUGACCUGUCGCAUGGGUACGUUGUGGUACGGGGGCGGAGAGCCUAUUCAUUUUCCAGGCUCCAGCUAUUAUUAUUUGGACCAGGGAUCGCCCUCGACCUCUUUUCCUGAACACCAGUCGCACUACUCUGAAACAAGCACCAUGUUCAACCGCGACAGACUCCCCGGCCUUCCUGGAAGCUCUCCACGACCUCCCCCGCGCAACGACGGCUACGGGCAGCCACCACCGCAACAGCCUCGCCAACCCCCACAGCCAGGCUACGACUCGAGAAUGGGAGGCUACGAUGAUCGUCAGCAGCAGGGCUAUGGUGCGCCCCAGCAGGGCUAUGGUGCACCCCAGCAGCGCAUGCCAGCUCGAGGACCUCCGGGCGGUGGCGGAUCUGCCAGGCAGCUGCGCCCCAUCAAGAGCCCUGGAGGCAACGCAUAUGCGUUCGGCAAUCUCGUCGCAGUUUCACCCCAAGACUUCCCUCCAACGCCUGACGGCAGCGACAUCUACAUCCUCCUGAACGGCAAUUAUGUCUUGUCUGCGAGACCCACACAAGGCUGCCAGCCUGGUGAAAUUGGUCUCACAGAUGCGCAAAGAACAUGGGCCGGAAUCACGCUCGGUCCCCAAGACAUGGUCGCCGUGCAGAACUAUGAUGCUUUCAGCCAGGGUGGUCAAUCAUACUUGGGUGGCGUUGAAGUCGAGGUCGGCUUUGCCGCCAGGAAGACAACAGACGUUCCGUACGAUCAGGACGAGCUCGCGACGCAGUUCAAAAAGAAUUUCAAAGACCAGAUAAUUGCUCCGGGGCAGCAGCUCCUAUUGGAUGUAAAGAAUAUCCCUCUGCGAAUGUCGAUAAGAACAGUACAGCUUGUGGAUCUUUCAAUGGAGAAAUCAGACGCAUCUGCUCCUCCGUCGACAGAUCCUAGAGCUCGCGGCAUUCUCACCAGCCACAGCCAGAUCGACUUUUUCAAGGACGCCCGAACGGACAUCAAGUUAAAGGCAUCCAACAGGCGACCUGCAGCCAACUCAAUUAUCCAGCCAGGGUUCAAGUUUGAGGAUAUGGGCAUUGGAGGCUUGGAUACGGAGUUUAGCGCUAUCUUCCGAAGAGCUUUUGCUUCCCGUAUUUUCCCACCUGGUCUGGUAGAAAAGCUGGGUAUCCAACACGUUCGAGGUAUCCUUCUCUAUGGUCCCCCUGGUACGGGAAAAACUUUGAUUGCGCGUCAGAUCGGAAAGAUGCUGAAUGCCAGGGAACCUAAGGUCAUCAACGGUCCUGAAGUACUGAACAAGUACGUGGGUCAAUCCGAGGAGAACAUCCGAAAGCUUUUUGCCGAUGCCGAGAAAGAGUACAAGGAGAAGGGUGAUGAGAGCGGUCUUCAUAUCAUCAUUUUCGAUGAGCUCGACGCUGUGUGCAAGCAGAGAGGCUCUACUGGUGGCGGUACUGGCGUGGGCGACAGUGUUGUCAACCAGUUGCUUUCGAAAUUGGAUGGUGUGGACCAGCUGAACAAUAUUUUGCUCAUCGGUAUGACCAACCGAAUGGACAUGAUCGAUGAAGCACUUCUGCGAGCUGGUCGCCUGGAAGUGCACAUGGAAAUCUCGUUGCCCGAUGAGUCGGGGCGAGCACAAAUUCUGAAGAUCCACACUACGAAGAUGCGCAAGAACGAUGUGCUUGAGGCUGAUGUUAACGUCGAAGAGCUGGCUAAGCUGACGAAGAACUUCUCUGGUGCCGAACUCAACGGUUUGGUCAAAGCCGCGUCCUCGUUCGCUUUCAGUCGGCACAUUAAGGUUGGCACAAUGGCGGCCAUCAACCCUGACGUUGAGAACAUGAAGGUCAACAGACAAGAUUUCCUGGCCGCGCUAGAAGAAGUCAAGCCCCUCUUUGGUGCCGCUGAAGAAGAACUUGGAAAGCGUAUGAGUGGCGGCAUUAUCCAUUACUCACCGUUCAUCAAGGACAUCCUGGAUGAGGGUCGCUUGUUCAUCAACCAGGUCAGGAAACCAGAUUCGACCCCCAUCUUGUCCGUCGCUCUGCAUGGUCCGCCCGGAAGUGGAAAGACAGCGAUGGCCGCGAGGAUGGCCAUUGACUCGGGUUUCCCCUUUAUCAAGCUUGUGUCACCUGAGGACAUGGUAGGCUUUAGCGAGAUGCAGAAAGUGCAGCAACUGGAUAAGAUCUUCCGAGACGCCUACAAGAGUGCGCUCAGCGUCAUUGUGAUCGACAACAUCGAGAUGCUCGUUGACUGGGUGCCUAUUGGACCAAGAUUCAGCAACACUGUUUUGGUCGCCUUGAAGGUUUUGUUGGCGAAGCAGCCACCCAAGGAUCGUCGCCUUCUCAUCUUUGCAACAACCACCGAGCGCUCGGUGCUUACACAGCUCGACCUCUUCAGUCGAUUCGAUGCCGAAAUUGCGGUACCGAACAUUAACACUCAAAACGAGCUCGCACACGUUCUCCAGGAGUCUGGUGCUUUCUCAGACCGCGAUCAACAACGUGCCAUUAGCGAGAUUCAAGAGAUCACCGGCAGCACAGACAUUGGCGUGGGUAUCAAAAAGAUCCUUACAGGUAUCGAGACGGCCAAGCAGGAUCAAGACGUCCCUGGCCGCUUUGCGAGGGUCAUGUCGAGGGCUAUUGCCGCGAAUAGGACCUGA
Boeremia exigua is the source of this 3501-nucleotide messenger RNA. Its product is annotated as P-loop containing nucleoside triphosphate hydrolase protein. The record is from RefSeq and is a predicted model, not a curated record. Lineage: Eukaryota; Fungi; Ascomycota; Dothideomycetes; Pleosporales; Didymellaceae. The transcript has 7 exons. Gene Ontology annotation, cellular component: Golgi stack. The coding region runs from base 1 to 3501 and encodes 1166 amino acids. Gene Ontology annotation, molecular function: ATP hydrolysis activity; ATP binding. Gene Ontology annotation, biological process: SNARE complex disassembly; intra-Golgi vesicle-mediated transport; Golgi to plasma membrane protein transport.